Macroventuria anomochaeta is the source of this 939-nucleotide messenger RNA. RefSeq lists its product as uncharacterized. The record is from RefSeq and is a predicted model, not a curated record. Gene Ontology annotation, molecular function: tRNA methyltransferase activity. Lineage: Eukaryota; Fungi; Ascomycota; Dothideomycetes; Pleosporales; Didymellaceae. The transcript is spliced from 2 exons. The coding region runs from base 1 to 939 and encodes 312 amino acids. Gene Ontology annotation, cellular component: cytoplasm. Gene Ontology annotation, biological process: tRNA methylation.
AUGACAUCACGUUUCCUAGCCCGCAAGCAAAAGAUCUUGGAGCAGCUUGAUGCACCAGAUGACGAGUAUCACGACCUCUCACCGAAGGGCUCCAUCGAUGCGCCCAUUCGUGACUUGAUCAGCGAGAUCAAUGGCUUUGAUGGCAUCGUCACGACCAGUAGCUGCUCCGGUAGAAUCAGUGUCUUUCUUGAAGGCCGGAAAGCGGGCAGCGAUGCUUCGAAAUCUGCUGAAGAAGGCGAGGAGUCACGCGCAGGACCGGGAGGAAAGGGCGGAGGAGGCACCUGGCUUUUCAUCUCACACGAUCCAGUGGAGGUGCCAGACGCAACUUCCCCUUCGGACUUCACAUCGCAGUUCAGUCUUGAAAAGGCUACAGCUGAUGCAGCCAAAGGCCUUGAUGUACAUCAAAGGUUCAUUCACCUCAAGUUCGAGCCGAUGAUUCUACACAUUUUAAGUGCAUCUCUAGAUCAUGCACAGCGGAUACUGAACGCUGGAAUGGGUGCUGGUUUUCGGGAGAGCGGAGCGGUAAGCCUGGGUUCAUCAAAAACAGGAGAGGCCAACCCAGUGGUUGCUAUUCGGUCUACUGGCUACUCAUUCGACUCUAUCAUCGGCUAUCAGGACGAAGAGGGCCGCAACAUAUCCUUGGUAGACGAUAGUCACCUAAGAACUCUAGUGGACAUUGCGAAUGAGCGGUUCAAGAUCAAUAUCGAGCGUAUAGCACGCUUCCGUACACAGCUCUUAGAAUCGUAUCAGCCUAUGUCUACAGCAACAACAUCUGGGGCGUCCAAGCCGGACUGGGAAGAUGCAAAUGUUCGGAAGCAGCGCAAAAGGGAAGAGGGUUUGGCACGACAACGAGCGUUACAGGCUGCAAGUUCGGACGAAAAGGUGCCCACUGGCAAUGAGCCACUCAAUGUUGAAGAUCUCGGAGGUAUACUGCCUUGA